Cavia porcellus (domestic guinea pig) is the source of this 2489-nucleotide messenger RNA. It is a transcript of the gene Fkbp11, whose product is annotated as FKBP prolyl isomerase 11. Gene Ontology annotation, molecular function: peptidyl-prolyl cis-trans isomerase activity. Gene Ontology annotation, biological process: protein peptidyl-prolyl isomerization. The record is from RefSeq and is a predicted model, not a curated record. The transcript is spliced from 6 exons. The coding region runs from base 1854 to 2456 and encodes 200 amino acids. NCBI's taxonomy places the organism in Eukaryota, Metazoa, Chordata, Mammalia, Rodentia, Caviidae. Gene Ontology annotation, cellular component: endoplasmic reticulum.
UUGGUGGUGGUGGCACUGGAGUUUGAACGUAGGAGUGCUUUACUAUUGAGCUACAUCCCUAGCCCUUUAUUUGGGUUAAGUGAUUGAUUGAUUGAUUGAUUUGGGUUUUUGAGACAGGGUCUCCCUAUGUAGCCCUGGCAGUUUUUAAAAUUGUGGCAAUCCUCUGCCUCUACCUCUUGCAUGCUGGAUUUACAGGUAUGUAUCACCAAGGCUGGCCACAGCAUUUUCUUUUUUCUUUUUUGAGACAGGGUCUUGCUCUGUAGUCUAGGCUGGUAAUUCACCUACCUCAGCCUCCCAAGUACUGAGAUUAUAGGCCUGUCCUGUCACACUCAGCUUCACGGCCCUUUUAAAAUUUUAUUUUGAGUCAAGGUCUUGCUAAACCACUAAAAUGUCCAGGCUGGGAUUGAAUUUGUGAUUUUCCUCCCUCAGCCUCAUGAGUAGCUGAGAAUACAGGUAUGCACUGCUGUGCUCAGCCUUUUUUUUUUUUUUUCCCCAAAGAGAAACACAGUGAGGGUUUAAAAUUUGUGGUCACCAUGGGAAUGGACAGAGUGAGAGGGCUAUGAAGAAUCCAAAGGAGAUUGGUUGGAUGUGGAAAUAAAAGAAGACUAGAUCCAUUAGAUCUGCAUCAGAAAGGAGAUUGGGAGGGAAGCCCAGGCUGUUGCAGCUAGGAUGAAAGCAAGAGAAACGAGUAUGUGUUGCGUUUAAGUCUCAGGCACUGACCAGACAUCCAGAUGGAGAUGUCCAGUAGGCAGUUGUGUGGAACUGGUGAGGGCAUCAGAGCUCUGAUGCCAGAGAGAUGCUAAGGACAACAGGCCUGGGAAGCAGCCUUAGAUUAGUGAUAGUGAACUUGCUGAGAGCUGUUGAGUGAGCAGAAUCUGGGUGCCAAAGUCUGAGCUCAUUAAGGGUUUCAAUCAUGCAAAAGAGGACUGGCAGAAUCACCUAAAAUAAGUUGAAGCCCUUCACAAACAUGAAGGUUGUAUGUGCCAUUCUUUUGCAAAGGUUGCUGAUGAAAACAAAGGAAAUGGUAGUGUCAGAGGAACGGCCAAUGACCCCCCACCCUGUUCUUACAGGAGAACCACUUCUUAUGCUUUUCAGUUAGCUCUCCAAGGGCAGAGGGCUAGGAUAGCUACCGCCCUUCUUUUGGAUCUAAACUUCCAGAAAUUCAAGCUGCAGAAGGCAGUGGGGAGAGGAAUGCCUCUUUGACAACUGCAGGCUGGACAGUGUGACAUUGCCAGGAUGGUGUGGAGGGAUGUAUCUUAGAAGAAAUACUCUGGAUUCAGACAGAACUGGGUUUGAAUCCUGUGCUUUGGCCACCCAGCUUGAUGACACUGGACAAGCAACUCGCACAUUCUUCUCUGUUCCUUAGCUGUAAAAUGGGAAUAGUUGUACCUAUCUUUCAAGGUAGUUUUUUUUUUUUUUUUUAAUUUUAUCGGUACCAGGGAUCGAACUCACGACCGCCUGCUUGCAAGGCAGGUGCUUAUGCCACUGAGCUAAAUCCCCAACACCCUCAAGGUAGUUUUGAGGGAUAGAGGCUAAUGUGCAUACAGUAGGUAUGCAAACAGUAGUGGCUGCUAUUAUGGGUCAACCCCUCCUGUGGCACAGAAUGGCUAACAGACCUACGGAUCAGUAUCUGUGGGGACCUCCGGAUCUCAGCGGGUAGCGAGGGUUUACUGCAGCCUCCUCCCACGAGGAGGUGGGGACAAGGUGGAGGAAGGGCUGCAGAAGGAGGAGCUCACUCCUCACGACCCGCCCGCCCGGUCCCGUCCAGUCAGGCCUGGUGGCCGAGGAAGCGCUGUCCUACUCGCCACUGCCCGAGCAGCCGUCCUGGUGUGGGUGACCCGUCCCGUCCAGUCAUGAUCCUGUGCCCCUCACUCUCGCCGCUCCACCUGCUGCUCCUGCUGCUCAGUGGGGCGCUGUGUCGGGCCGAGGCUGGGUCCGAAACCGAAAGUCCAAUCCGGACCCUCCAAGUGGAGACGCUGGUGGAGCCCCCCGAGCCAUGUGCGGAAACCGCUGCUUUCGGAGACACGCUCCACAUCCACUACACGGGCAGCUUGGUAGAUGGACGCAUCAUUGACACCUCUCUGAGCAGAGACCCUCUGGUUAUAGAACUUGGCCAAAAGCAGGUGAUUCCAGGUCUGGAGCAGAGCCUUCUAGACAUGUGUGUAGGAGAGAAGCGAAGGGCAGUCAUCCCUUCUCACUUGGCCUAUGGAAAACGGGGAUUGCCACCAUCUAUCCCAGCGGAUGCAGUGGUACAGUAUGACGUGGAGCUGAUUGCACUGAUCCGAGCCAACUACUGGCAGAAGCUGGUGAAGGGCGUUUUGCCUUUGGUAGGCAUGGCCAUGGUGCCAGCCCUCCUGGGCCUCAUUGGGUAUCACCUAUACAGAAAGGCCAGCCAACCUAAAGUCUCCAAAAAGAAGCUCAAGGAAGAGAAACGAAACAAGAGUAAAAAGAAAUAAUAAAUAAUAGUAAUUAAAAAGAAAAAAAAAAAA